UUUUAAGGAAAGAAGAGUUCACAUCAGCGGCCGGGAGGGACACUGACGUCAAGAGUGAUGGGGCCACUUUGAGAAGUGUCUUUUGAGGGUGUUGUUCCCGGUUAAGUCGACGUCAAAGUGUUGCAGUUGCCACUGUGUGAGCGAGUUACUCUGAGAAAUCCCGAGCUAAGGGGUGGUUCUCUAAUCUGUCAGUUCUUAUGGAUCGUCUAGAAAGUGCCUAACAAACUGCUGCGUUUAGCAUUCUCUACUGAAUCUUUACCAGCACCACUACAAUAGCUGCUCUCCAACAGGACAAAGCCCAAAGUAAACCGUGCCCAAUGAACUCAGACUGGCUUUGAAGAAGGUGCCACGAGGCGACACCCUCCAGAUCUACAAAACAAGGAUAUUGACCAUUGAGACUACACGUACUUUUAUUUAAAGGGGAGCUGAAGAUAUUUGGUUGACAAUGGGGAAUCAGCUGUCGGAACUGACACCUAGUGGAACCUUCUUGCCUCCUUUCCAGUCCCUGCAUGUGGUGGUAAUUGGCUUGGAUUCAGCUGGGAAGACUACUCUGUUGUACAGACUGAAGUUAAGGGAGUUUGUCAACACCAUUCCUACAAAAGGCUUCAACACUGAAAAAAUCAAAGUGCUGGUUGGGAACUCGAGGCCCAUCACUUUCCAGGUCUGGGACGUUGGUGGCCAGGAGAAGCUGAGGCCUCUGUGGAAGUCGUACACCAGACGUACCGAUGGCAUCGUCUUUGUGAUUGACUCAUCUGAGAUGGAGAGGAUGGAGGAGGCCAAGGCUGAACUUCAUAAAAUUUCCAGGAGCUCGGAAAAUCAAGGAGUGCCUGUGUUAAUCUUCGCCAACAAGCAAGAUUUGCCAGGGGCGCUCUCUGUAGCUGAGGUGGAGAAAUCCCUAAGUUUGAAUGAGCUGGGUGCAUCCACUCUGCACCACAUCCAGAGUUCCAGUGCAGUGAAUGGGCAAGGUCUGCAACAAGGUCUGGAGAGGUUACACGAAAUGAUCAUUAAACGGAAGAAGAUGCUCAGGCAUCAGAAGAGAAAGAGAUGAACUGAGGACCUUAUUCCAUAAUCAGCUAAAAUGGAUUUGAAUAGCUCAUCAAUGGAGUCUCCUAAAAGGAGCAACUAAAUGGUCAAAAGCACACAACUUGCCAAAAAUAUAUCUUCCAAGUUUUUUGGGCUGAUCCAAAUUUGACUUUUUUUUUUCCUCCAGACGCAGUGUAGCAUAUACAACAGCAAUGACAGACACCCAACCUGCAACUUAACUGUUCAUUUAAAUAAUGGGAUCAAAAUAAAACAGGGACCAGUAGCUCAAUUGUAGAUGGUUGGUGAGGAGUUGAACUGAUUAGAGCAUCCUCCAACCAGAUUUAGACUGAUGUUUUACAGGAAAUAUGGAAAUUUUUCGGGGAUUGAUGCUUACAGUUAUGAUGCUGAGCAUUCUGGAGAGUAUGCAGUCUUCUGAUUUACAUUUACAAAUAAAUUCCUGUUAUGAUUUGGUUGUACCCAGAUAGCCUGCUCACAUGUAAUUUGAUGGACGAUCACUGAAAAUUGCCUGGGAAGUUAGAAUAAGUGAGAAAGAACUGAAAUAUCCUUUCUCUCUGUCUCUGUCUUGCUCUCUCUCUCUCACACGCUCUCUCUUACUUUCUUGCUCCCCGCUCUUUCAAGAUUCUUAGUUUCUUAACUCCAGAAGACUGGAACAUGGUGAAAUGUUCUUGCGAUUCACUGACAUUGUUCUGAUGCUACUGUACUGUAUAAAGUGUUUAAAACUUGUGUAGCUUUUUGUAGAUGGAUGAUGUGCAAGUCAAGGACGUUAUUGUCCAAAGUUACAAAAAACAUUUAGUUCUGAAAGUGUUUGCAAAGAUAACAAAUGGACUGAGGGAAGCACUUUGUACUUUUGUUUUGGUCUGAAAGUAUAAUUCAGCUACACGUCCCAGCAAAUGGGAGUACCGAAAGCAGUAUUUAACUAAAUAUUGGAGUACAGUAAUGCUUCUACAUUUUCUGUGAUAUGAAGCAGUUCCAGCCUGACACUCAAAUCUAAUAAAUCCAAAUGAUGUGAGGUCUCUGCUAGAAGAUUUCUUGAUACCUUGAAGUUGGCGUUAGCUGCAGUGAAACUCUUGCUCAAUGUGAAGCUGCAUUUUCAUGGUGCCAAGGCAGAGAAAGGUUCUUGAGGUUGAGAUUGUGAAUGGGAGCUGCCUUCACUGACUCUUACUAGAACUCUACAUGUGUCCAAGUAUGUGCAACAAAUUCUGUUUGUGGCUAUCCUUACUGUAAUCUGGUUGGAUUACACAGCUAGCAGUAAACUACAGUUUAGUGACGGGUCUGUUACUUGAUAACUAGUUUGAAACCAAUAGCUGCAGUGUAACUGUAGCCUUUGAUAUGAAGCACACAUGAGCCAAUGUGCUUUAAUGCAAGAGAAGAUUCGAAUGUCACAUCUUUUGUUUGAAAUCAUUUGCAUUAUCUAUGUUAAAAGAGUUUCACUCAGGCUUUCAUGCUGAAAACUGGACCUUGCGGUAACUAUUUAAGCUGUGAAAUGAAAUGGUGAUUUGUACAUUUUUUUUGUACUUUGAUAGUUUUUUUUUAAAUAAAAAGUUGUCU
Messenger RNA from Rhincodon typus (whale shark), 2592 nucleotides. RefSeq names its product ADP-ribosylation factor-like 4D (gene arl4d). Gene Ontology annotation, molecular function: GTP binding; GTPase activity. Gene Ontology annotation, biological process: vesicle-mediated transport; intracellular protein transport. Gene Ontology annotation, cellular component: cytoplasm. The record is from RefSeq and is a predicted model, not a curated record. The coding region runs from base 446 to 1048 and encodes 200 amino acids. The transcript is spliced from 2 exons. NCBI's taxonomy places the organism in Eukaryota, Metazoa, Chordata, Chondrichthyes, Orectolobiformes, Rhincodontidae.